Messenger RNA from Acanthaster planci (crown-of-thorns starfish), 4144 nucleotides. Its product is annotated as ATP-binding cassette sub-family C member 4-like. Gene Ontology annotation, cellular component: membrane. Gene Ontology annotation, molecular function: ABC-type transporter activity; ATP hydrolysis activity; ATP binding. The record is from RefSeq and is a predicted model, not a curated record. NCBI's taxonomy places the organism in Eukaryota, Metazoa, Echinodermata, Asteroidea, Valvatida, Acanthasteridae. Gene Ontology annotation, biological process: transmembrane transport; monoatomic ion transport.
CUGAAUUUGACUCGAAGAAAAUUCGAAUGGCUCCCACUUUUGCAUCGUCUGAUAAGGUUGUUAUUCCUGUCAUGGACAUGGUUGGUAGGAGGUUUUCUUGAAGAUGGCCCAGCCGCUGAUGUUGGCACGACUAGUUUUGUAUUUCUCCACGGACCUCGUGUCAACUAAAGAGGCCUACCUGCAGGCCGCCGGUCUCUCCUUGUCCUCCUUAGGUCUCGUAGUCUCCCACCACUUUUGCUUCUUCGGCUUCGGCCUGACGGGGAUGAGGCUCAGAACUGCCUGCUCAGCCCUCGUCUUCAGAAAGGCACUGAAGCUCAGCAACCUUGCUCUCGGUGAGACCACAAUCGGUCAGCUAGUGAACAUCCUCUCCAAUGACGUCAACAGAUUCGAUCCGGCCUUCAAGUUCAUACAUUACGUUUGGAUAGCACCAUUCCAGCUAAUUAUGGUGUUUGUCUUGUGCUGGCGAGAGAUCGGAGUUUCAUGCGUGGCAGGGAUCUCCAGCAUGAUAUUGAUGGCACCCCUUCAAGUUUACACGGGGAAACUAUUUUCCAAGUUGAGAUCUAAGACGGCCUUGUUGUCGGAUGCAAGACUACGCAUCAUGAAUGAAGUGAUCUCGGGGAUGCGUGUCAUCAAGAUCUACGCUUGGGAGCAAUCCUUUGGAAAACUAGUUACCGAAAGCCGAGGCAAGGAGAUACGCAAGAUACUGCACAGCUCUUACUUACGCGCGCUAAUCUUUUCCCUGUUGUUCAACGGUACCUUACUGACAACAAUGGCCACGUUCUUGGUCUACGCCUCGCUUGGCAAUCCUGUCACGGCCUCCAAGGUGUUCCCAGUGCUAUCGUUGUACUACAGCGCUCGAAUCUGCCUAUGCGUAUUCUUCCCGUUCGCCUUGAUGAACGGGGCGGAGGGACUCGUCUCUAUCCGUAGGAUUCAGAAAUUUCUGCUUAUGGAAGAGCUUGAGACACACCCAAAUAGACCAAAUACUGAUGUUAAUUACAAUGUUGGAGUGGUAAAGCCUGCGAUUCUGUUGGACGAGAUAACUGCAAAUGGCGUUGUUGCUCCGAGGGAAGCUAAUGAUGGGAGCCCCGCGGAAGAAAGGACGGACCCCUCACAACGCCUGGAAAAGGAAGCCCGAACAAACAGCACGAACUAUCUGAUCCAAUCCGAGGGAGAUGAGGAGGUUGGAGGUUAUGUUGGUCCUGCUGAGAUCGAGGAAGAUGACGAUCUUGACAAGCCUUUACCUUCCCUUGAUGGAGCAAAUGGGAAAGGAAUUGUUGUGAAAAAUGUGUAUGGAUCCUGGAACAAGGAUGUCAGCAACACCGUGCUCCAUGACAUCAGUUUUCGGGUUGAGCCAGGAGAGCUUCUCGCGGUGAUCGGUCCUGUUGGAUGUGGAAAGUCUUCCCUGUUGAUGGCCCUGCUGGGAGAGCUUCCGUCCGUAUCAGGAGUGAACGCCGUGACCGGUCGGGUUGGCUACACGGCUCAGCAACCCUGGAUCCUGUCUGGCUCACUCAGGGACAACAUCCUCUUUGGGAGUGUGUACGAGUCGCCAAAGUACCAGCGAGUCAUCAAGCAAUGUGCACUCACCAGGGAUAUUGACCUGCUACCACAUGGAGAUCAGACGCUGGUCGGCGAGCGUGGGGUGACCCUUAGCGGAGGUCAGAGGGCAAGGGUCAGCCUGGCUCGAGCCAUGUACAGUGAAGCCGAUGUGUAUCUGCUAGAUGAUCCCCUGAGUGCAGUGGAUCCAGCAGUCGGGAGGCACCUUUUUGAAAAGUGCCUCUUUCAUCAAAUGAGGGACAAGGUGCGGAUCCUGGUAACUCAUCAUCUGCAGUUCCUGGACAAGGCUGAUAAGAUUCUCAUCCUGAAACAGGGACGUGUAGCCGGCUAUGGGACCUACCAAGUGCUGCAGGAGGAAGGCGUGGACUUUGCCGCCCUCCUGAAGAAGAAAUCUGACGACGGUGACGACAUUGGAGAAACGGAGCAGGUCCUCGAACCGAAGACGCGCGAAAAGCAAACAUCAACAUGCUCAAAUGCUUUGUUUUGUCCAGACCAAGAUGAGGCAGAGACACCUGUGGACAUCACUCCGGAAGAGAUGGCAGUGGGUACCGUCAACUGGAAGGUGUACAUCCGGUUCUUUCGGGCUGAGGCGGGAUUCGUCUUUCUGCUUACCCUUAUGGUCGUUGUGGUCGGUGCACAGGCUGCGCUGAAUUUCACGGACAUCUGGCUGGCCACGUGGACUGACGAGGAAGAGGAGGAUGUAGCGGCCAGGAAUCAGAUUUCGCAUUACCUACAGGACAAUCACAAUGGUACCAAGCACGACAAGCUGCACUAUGCCAGAAUUUACGCCAUGCUGUGUGGAGGAUCCACGCUCGUCUUGUUUGUCCGGAGCCUUCUGUUCUUCCAUCUGUUCGUGACGUCCUCCAGGGCUCUUCACAACCAAAUGUUUGCCUCUAUAAUCAGAGCACCCAUGCAGUUCUUUGAUAGAAAUCCAGGAGGUCGGAUUCUGAAUCGUUUUGCCAAGGAUAUCGGCUUUAUGGACGAUGUUUUGCCAGGAACGUUCACAGACUUUCUGCAGAUUACCUUGAAUACCAUCGCCAUUAUCAUCUUGAUUUCCAUCUUCAAUCCAUUUUGCCUCGCUUUCACCCUCCCCAUCACAAUCGUGUUAUUCCUCACAAAAAGAUACUACUUAGCCUCCUCUCGAGACGUCAGGAGAUUAGAGGGAAUAGCUCGCAGCCCCGUGUUUUCUCACUUGUCGGCUGCUCUGACUGGUCUGAGCACAGUCCGGGCGUUCAGGGCCGAGCGGCGUUUCACCGCAGAGUUCGACGGGUACCUGGACGGCCACACCCGGGCCUGGUUCCUCUUCCUGGCCACAUCUCACUGGUUUGGAGUGCAGCUGGAUUUCUUUAGCACCUUGUUCAUUUGUGGAGUUAGCUUCACAAGCGUCAUGGCUGCUGGCCUUCUUAAUCUGAACUCUGGCAUUGUCGGCCUGUCGCUGACGUACGCCAUCAGCCUCAUGGGGGCGUUCCAGUGGGCGGUUCGACAGUGGGCGGAGUUAGAAAAUCAGAUGACAUCUGUGGAGCGUGUGUGUCAAUACAUCGAUAUCAAGCCUGAGGCUCCAUUGGAGACCGACCAUAAACCGCCUCCUGACUGGCCACGAGAUGGAUGCAUCACGCUUCAAGAUACCUCCCUCAGAUACACCGAUGACGGGCCUCGGGUGCUGCAAAACAUCAGCUGCUCCAUCAAGCCGAAGGAAAAGGUCGGCAUCGUGGGCAGGACUGGGGCAGGCAAAAGCUCCCUCAUGACGGUGUUGAUGCGACUGGCCGAACCCACGGGCGCCAUCAUGAUAGACGGUAUCAACACGACUCUGAUAGGGCUGCACGACCUCCGCAAGAAGGUCUCCUUCAUCCCACAGGAUCCAGUCCUGUUCAGCGGAACACUGCGGAAGAACCUGGAUCCAUUGAAUGAGCACGUUGAUUGUGAUAUAUGGAGAGCCAUUGAAGAGGUGGAGUUGAAGCCGGCAGUGGAAAAACUUCCCGACAAGCUAGAGGCAGUCCUGACAGAGGGAGGCACCAACUUCAGUGUGGGUCAGAGACAGCUGCUGUGCCUGGCCAGGGCCAUCCUACGUCAGAACAAGAUCCUGAUAGUGGACGAAGCCACGGCCAACGUGGACGUCAGAACUGACCAGUUGAUUCAAGUGACUAUCCGACAGAGAUUCAAGCACUGCACGGUCCUGACCAUAGCUCACCGCCUCAACACCAUCAUGGACUCCGACAAGGUCAUGGUACUUGACGCUGGGCGGCUGAUCGAGUUCGAGGAGCCUUACGUUCUGCUCAAGAAGGAAGACAGUGCCUUCACCAGGAUGGUCCAGGAGACAGGGAAGGCUGAGACGGCCAAACUCCUCCAGAUCGCCGCUGACAAGCACUUGGAGAAAGCUGCCCACGACCGUGAGGACGUCAAUGCAUCGGUGUGUCAUUAAUAUGGAAAAAAACUGGAUGGCCCAGUUUGACGAUAAUCAUUCACAAGUUAGAUGCGGCAAAUCACGCAUAAUUGAAAUUGUACCCAUUUACUGACCGACGGAUACCGUAAGAUAUGUUGUUCUGACUGAGUCGAAUGUGUAUUAAAACACCUUGUCCUAUUUAUUACUGAG